Messenger RNA from Perca fluviatilis (European perch), 9528 nucleotides. RefSeq names its product neurofascin homolog (chicken) a (gene nfasca). The coding region runs from base 433 to 4650 and encodes 1405 amino acids. NCBI's taxonomy places the organism in Eukaryota, Metazoa, Chordata, Actinopteri, Perciformes, Percidae. The transcript is spliced from 36 exons. The record is from RefSeq and is a predicted model, not a curated record. Gene Ontology annotation, biological process: brain development; cell-cell adhesion. Gene Ontology annotation, molecular function: cell-cell adhesion mediator activity.
GAAACAGCGAGAGCAAAGAGAGGGAGGGAGAGAGAGAAAGGGAUAGAGAGAGUGGAAGAAUAAAACAGAUUUUAGCUGGAAGAGAUGGACAGAGUGUAGUGUUUUCCUCCAUCUUUACAGUAGUUACGUCUGUUGUCUUUGUGUCUCUGUGGUGGACAGACGCUCAGUCUUUGUGUUUGCUGUUUUCUCUCUGGUUUCUUGGAUGCUGAAGGAUUGAUGGGGAUGGAGAUACAACACAGUCACCCAGCGCUGCUGUACACCUGGACGCAAGAGCGCCACUGACAGAGGUCUGUUGAGUGGUCUGGACAGAGUGAGUGCACAGAAAGAACCAAAGUGUCCACAUCAGUGAACGUCCUCUGCGUGGCUGUAAGGAGAACCAUCUAGCCAAUCAGGAGAGGUAAGGGGCGAGGCCGGCCAAUCGGUGGUGGAGAGAUGUUGGGGCAGGGCGGCCAUGUGGCCCUGGUUCACAUGUCAUUAUUGCUGCUACUGUGGCGCGAAGCAGCACCCAUUGAAGUCCCACAAGAUGCAAAGAUCCUGCAAGACCUAAAGCAGCCCCCCACUAUAGUCAAACAGUCAGUGAAGGACUACAUUGUCGACCCCAGAGAUAACAUCAUCAUCGAGUGUGAGGCCAAGGGCAACCCAGUGCCAACGUUCUCAUGGCGAAGGAACGGGAAGUUUUUCAACAUCGGGAAAGAUCCCAGAGUGACGAUGCGAAAACGCUCGGGAACUCUGGAGAUCGGUUUCCGUAGCGGCGGACGACCAGAGGACUAUGAGGGAGAGUACCAGUGUUUCGCCAGCAAUGACCUCGGAGUGGCUCUGUCCAACAAAAUCCUGCUCCGGGUCUCCAAGGCUCCUUUGUGGCCUAAAGAGGUGCUGGAGCCAGUGGUGGUGCCUGAAGGCACCCCGCUGGUUCUACCCUGCAACCCCCCACCGGGCCUGCCUCCUCCGUUCACCUUCUGGAUGAACAGCGCCAUGACUCCCAUCCCUCAGGAUGCGAGAGUGUCCAUGGGUCUGAACGGAGACCUGUACUUCUCCAAUGUUUUGGCCAGAGAUGCUCACACUGACUACAGCUGCAGCGCUCGCUUCCUUUUCACACACACCAUCCAGCAAAAGAACCCCUUCACACUCAAAGUUCUGACCACGGAACCGUAUAAUGAUACAUCUUACAAUGCCACUGACCCCUAUGGUGGCCGUAAAGUAGCUGAGUCCACGCCGACCUUCCUCUCCCCCUCAGGGAGUGAGAGCUCCAAAAUGGUGCUACGAGACGAGCCUCUGCUGCUGGAGUGUAUCGCUGCUGGACUUCCGACGCCCACCAUCAAGUGGUUUAAGAAGGGCGGGGACCUGCCCUGGUCAAAAGUGAAGUAUGAGAACUACAACAAGACCCUGAAGGUUAUCAACAUGUCAGAGGAGGAUGCUGGGGAGUAUGUAUGCAUGGCCAACAAUCAUUUAGGCAGCAUACGCCACUCCAUCUUUGUUCAGGUCAAAGCGGCUCCUUAUUGGCUAGACAAACCUACAAACCUGGUGCUAGCCCCCGAUGAGAACGGGCGCCUGGUGUGUCGGGCCAACGGCAACCCUAAACCUAACAUCCAGUGGCUGAUCAACGGAGAGCCUAUAGACAGCUCUCCCCAGAACCCGAGCAGACAGGUGCUAGGUGACACCAUCAUCUUUCGCUCGGUGCAGAUGGGAAGCAGUGCUGUGUACCAGUGCAACGCCUCCAACCAGCACGGCUAUCUGCUGGCCAAUGCCUUCGUCAGCGUCCUCGACAUGCCUCCGAGGAUGCUGGGCCCUAAAAACCAGCUGAUUAAAGUCAUCGAGAACAACCGCACCUUCCUGGAAUGUCCUUUCUUCGGUUCCCCCCUGCCGGAUUUACGCUGGUUUAAGAACGGACAGGGCAGUGGGCUGGAUGGUGGUCAUUACCGUGUUUACAUCAAUGGCACCCUAGAGAUCAAACGGGCGCGAGCAGAGGACGAGGGCACCUACACCUGUGUGGCCAACAGCAUCCUGGGCUCGGCCGAGAACCAGGUCCGCCUGGAGGUCAAAGAGCCGACUCGUAUCGUCCGAGCCCCAGAGCACCAGUCAGUCAUCAGGGGCUCCAAGGCUCACUUUGACUGUAAGGUGAAGUCUGAUCCCAGCCUGCCCAUCACUGUGGCCUGGACCAAGGACGACAAGCCCCUCUACCUGGGAUGGAGACUGAAGAAAGACGAGGAGUCGCUAACCAUCCCCAAUGUGAAUGAGGGCGAUGAGGGAACGUACACUUGUACUGUUAAAUCGGAGAUAGACCAGGACUCAGCCUCAGCCCGCCUCACUGUGUUAGAUGAAGCCUCCCUCCACCCCUCAGUGUCUAGUGCCUUGCCUCCAGACCGUCCAGACCCUCCCAUUGAACUGGAUCUGUCAGAAGCUGCAGCCCGCAGCGUUCGCCUCACCUGGAUCCCCGGAAAUGAUCACAGGAGCCCAAUCACGCAAUACCUGGUCCAGUUCGAGGAGGAUCGCUAUGAGCCGGGCAGGUGGCAGGACCUGUCCACUUACCUCGGAGACCUCAACUCUGUCAUCCUGCAGCUCGCCCCCUUCGUUAACUACCAGUUCAGGGUCAUCGCCAUCAACUCAGUGGGCCCGAGUCAGCCCAGCCGCCCCUCGCCGCGGUACAAGACCAGCGGAGCGGCCCCAGAUGCCAUUCCCAGAGGUCUACGAGGAUGGGGAUCCAAGAAAGACAAUAUGGAGAUCACCUGGGAGCCUCUGCUUGAUCUGGAGAGAAAUGGCCCAAACCUGCACUACAACGUGUUGUGGAGACGGAACGAUUUGGGAGAGGAGUGGAGUAAUGUGACCACGGUGGGGUCCAAACAUGUUGUCCACAACACAGAAACCUAUGUGCCUUAUGAGAUUAAGAUCCAGGCCAGGAAUGAGUUUGGACAAGGACCUGAGUCUAAUGUGGUCAUUGGAUACUCUGGAGAGGACAAGCCCACCGACGCUCCCUCUGACCUGCGGGUGUCAAAGGUUGACAGCACCAAGGCGAACAUACACUGGAAGCCCGUGGACCUGAGCUCUGUCUCUGGAGAGUUCAAGGAGUACAGAUUGUACUACUGGCGCGAGUCCAGUCUGGUUCCGACUCUGGUGGUCAGUAAGGAGAAGAAGACCAAGGGUUUCUACAGCAUCAUGGCCGAGCCGUCUGGCAUCCUGGGCGACCUGGUGCCCUACUCUAAAUACAAGAUGUUCAUGGUUGUGGCCAACAACCUCUAUGAGGGCCCCCGCAGCAACACAGUGGAAAUCACCACCAAGGAGGGAGUGCCAGAUGCUCCGAAGUUCUUCCGGAUUAACCGGAGAAGUUUUGACACCAUCCACCUAGAAUGGGACAAACCUCUAGAGCCCAACGGCAUUCUGAUUGGAUACCAGCUCAAGUACCAAACAGUCAAUGGCUCCAGGGUGGGUCAUCCCAAGCUGGAGACUUUCUCUCCUAAUGUGACAGAGUUCACCCUGCGACUGCCGGACCGAUCUACCCGCUAUAAGUUCUAUCUGUCAGCGCUCACCCAGGUGGGAGCAGGGGAGGUCUUUGCUGAGGAGUCCCCACACUUCGCCAAUGAAGAAAACUUUACUGACUCUACAGGUCUAGUCGAGCUUACAGACGCCUCCCUGGCUUCAGCUUUCUCUCCUACUCCUCCUCCUCUCGCUCCUCUUCCUCCUACUACCAUCGCUCCUACAACCAUUAGUACCUCAACUUCUACGACUUCCACUACUACUACUACUGCUACUACUACUCCUUCUACUACUACCACCACCACAACUGAGGCAACCACUAUCGGCACACCUCCUCAGCUGGUCACCAUCAGGCAAAGUGAUCAGAAUGAUUUGGGGGCCAGUGGGCGGGAGAUCUGGAAUCUGACGGUGGAGCCUAACAGUAACUACGCUAACGUCAGCUGGAGACACAACUUCCAGGCCGGCAGCAGCGAGUUUGUGCUAGAGCUCACACUGGACAGUAAGACACCAGACCAAGGAGGCAACAAGACGGUGAAACAUGUACCGCGGGUGAAACCCCCCAUUACAUUGGUGGAUCUGAUCGCAGGUGCCGUGUACCAUCUGAGGGUUUAUUCCGAUGAUUACAACAGCGUCAGCAGCAAAUCUGUCACCUUUAAGACCAAACCAGCCUACAUAGACCAGGUGGACAUCGCCACUCAAGGCUGGUUCAUUGGCUUGAUGUGUGCCAUCGCCCUCAUCAUACUGAUCCUCCUCAUUGUCUGCUUCAUCAAGAGGAGUCGCGGUGGCAAAUACCCAGGUGCUGGUUGCGUGACUGGUUUCACAAAAUAUCUAGUCCGUGACAAAAAAGAUCUUCCCUUGGACCCAGUAGAUCAGAAAGAGGAUGGAUCCUUUGAUUACCAAAAUGGGUCAUCUGUCCCUGACAGGAACGAAAACGAGAACAGGUCUCUUGAAAGCAGCGACGAGGACAACAAGCCCCUCCAGGGCAGCCAGACGUCGCUGGACGGCAACGUGAAGGAGAGCGACGACAGCCUGGUGGACUACGGCGAAGGCGGCGACGGCCAGUUCAACGAGGACGGAUCUUUCAUCGGCCAGUACACGGUGAAGAAGGACAAGGACGAAACGGAGGGCAACGAGAGCUCUGAGGCCACGUCUCCCGUCAACGCCAUCUACUCGCUGGCGUAGCGCCGCAGCAGCACACGGGGGACGCAGCGGCACCCUCGGAUCUGAGGGUGUUACGAUAAAAACCACAACACCAUACACCAGACACAAACACACACAGGAAUAUAUUAAUAUAUGAAACACAUAGGGAAGGCAGCAGGGCCUGUCUAGAGACUGUGUAGGCUUUCCUCUGCAGAAAAAGUAACAGGGGAACACGGGAGUGGAAUUAGACCACACACCUUUAUUUUAGUUUCCAGCUCUGAGAAAUGGGCCCAUUGGAGGUGACGUUUGGACAAAGAGGACAGUGCUUGUUUUCCUCUGCGCUCUGCCUGCCCUAACACAGACAUGAAGUGUGCCUUCGGGGCAGCUUUCAGCACUUGGAAGCAUUUAGAGAUGUAUUCUUUGGUUCGUUUCUGCUCUGAACAUUUUCAGUGUCCCUGCUCUCCUUCCUCAUACCGCUGUGUAGCAUCCCAGUAAAGUACACACAAGAGGUCCCUGACACACACAAACACACACACACACACACACACACACACUGGCCCCGUCCUGUAACAUAUCAGCUUCUAACCAUCAAACUCAACAGGAUGCCGGCAGAUAUGUUUAUCAUAUUGAUAUUUACGCAAUGAAAGAUUUUAGUUUUUCCACAGCUGGUAGACGAGUCAUUGAAUCUUAAUGAGUGCUGUAUACAGUUCUGGCACACAUUUUAGUGCCCUGCAAAACUAUGCACUGUCACCUCCUCCAUAGCAUUUUAGGUUUAAUCUGGUUAGUAAAAGUACACAUUUUGGGUUUCUUUUAUACCACUUGCAGGCUAAAUCACAUGCUUUUAUUCACUUUGCCUUGUACGAUGUGAUAGACAUGUUUUUCUUACCUCUAAUCCAAUGUUGUAGUGCAGAUGUUCAAAAUGGAAGAAAGGCUAUUUCUGCCACAGGCACCAAGCUCUGCUACAGUAUGUUGUUAAUGAAUCCCAUGUUGUUUUUUAAAAGAUGAUAAAUAUUAUUUUGGAGCAUGAUAGUAAUUUAGUGCAAGAGAAAUGGAAGGCAACAGAGAGGACCAUUAGUUUUGCUUGAGAAUCACAAGUAGACCACAGCCCAAAAACUCCCUAGUUAGCAUGCAGGCUAAUGCUGCAUUCAUGUCAAAUGGGAACAGUUAAAUAUUGACAGUUGACAGUUAUUAUUUGUCAAACCUUUGAAAGUAUGUUUUAUACCAAAACAGUCUUUGCGACGUCAAUCCAACAUGGUGAUCACAUAAUAACUUAUUAUGAUAGGGAACCUUUUUUUUUUUUUUUUUAAAUGAACAGGCUACAUAUUCCUCUACAUGUAUUUUCUCGAUUGUGACACCAAAAUUAUGGAAGUUUAGGGUCCCAACCAGAAAGUUCCUAGUUAGUUUUUAGCUCCUGUAACUGAGAUGUGUCUUCAAGUUGGAGGCUAACGUCUACGUUCUUUUCCAUGGGGCAUGAAUGCAGCACGAGAGGCUGGGAUCCCAAGUGAGUUCAAACUACAUGCCUUGCGUUUUUUCCCAAAAUAUUCACCAUGGAUUUUUAUAUUUUUAGUCUGUGUUUAUUGGCCUUAUACAGCCAAUAUACAGGCGCUAUCUGUCAGCUAGGAACACGCCCACCAACCUCUAGUUAUUUCAGUUACUUCCCUCCAGACUCUCUCUCUUUUCUGGUGUCUGUAUGUUGAUGAAUGGGAGUCAUAAUGCCUCGGAAUAGGCGAAAGGUUUUGCUCAAGUUGAAAAAAUGUUAACUCCCAUGGACACAAUUCAUUCAUCUUCUCACGUCUGGGCAUUGACUUUAUAUGCAAACACACCGUUCAGUCUGAACCCACCUUUGCAGGGGAUCUACACUUCUUUCCCUCCCUAUAGUUUUUAUAAACUCAAUUCAUUUGUUAAACAUUACAGAUGGAAAAAAAAAGACAGCGUUAGGGACGCUUUGGAUACUUGAAUUAAAUGAAAAAAAGAUUUGCAGCAUGAAAAUAUAUACAUUCAAUUCACAGCCACCUUUGAAAUUAAACGUAUCAGUUUAUUUUUUUGAGUUUUUGCAGAGGAAGAAAGAAAAAAGAAAACUGUUUGAGUAACAGAAAAAGUUUUUAGAGGUAUGUAUGCUCAGUAUUUCACUUGACCUACAACCAUAUUUGUCAUGUAGCCAUUCUGUUAGCAGCCUGAUGGACUGACAGCUAAUCCUUUAUUUGAUACUAAAUGAUCACAGAGUGCUCUUUUCUUUCACCACUCAUACUCUAAUUACCUGCUACUCAACGGCACUAUUAAACCCUCCAAUGCUAAAUCAAAAAGAUCUUCACUGCAGUUAGCAACUGGAGUUCACAUUGUAUUUCAAAUAUUUAUUUUAUAUUUCUAUUUAUUACAUUAUGUGGAUAGUAUUAUUAGUCCUUAAUUUAAUAAUUGUUAUAUACACAUUUUUGACCAACUUAUUUUGUUGUUUCACACUAGAAAUAGCCAGAAUAAAGAUGUCUCCAGAUUAUUGUUCAUCAUGAGAGGCAUUAAACACACAACAGUAUGUUCGGGAUAUUUGUGAUAUUUGUAGCAGCUGGCUUUUCUGCUGUAAACAAAACCGCAUACCUGUCAUGGUACAUGAAAAAUGUCACGUUUAUCUGUCCAUUGUGCUGCUUUUCUCGUACUCAUGUUGUAUUACAGUUACUCUGUGUUGUUAUUCAGAUUUAUGUAACAUAAUCUUUCCACCACUCAGAAAAUCAAAAUUGUUGCUUAUUAUUUAUUUGACAUAUAUUCUGUACAUGUAGGUCAUGAAGAAAAUCUCUUAUAUUUGUAAAUAUUUAAAAGUCAACUUCCCCAGAAAAAUGCUUUAUCCAAAAAAAGGAAACAAAAAGUCACAAAUCUUUAUCCACCAAGCAAAAGCGACAGGUGCAUCUUUAGUCUGUCAUGCACCUUUGUAAUGUAGCUUUGACUAACAUUUGCACUCUGAAAAAGUAACAAGAAUCAUCCUUCACUCUACUGUAUGUUGCCCUUUGCUUUGUGAUAUAUACUGACUGUGGCAAGUCUAUCAGUCACUUGUUUGAUGAUGGUUUGGAUUCUAUAUUGUGAAAGAGGAAGACAUUAGAUUAUCUGUCUAUAUGUUGUAAAUAAGACGUAAGUGCUCCUGGAAUAUACUGUUUGUAGCAUUGUCGCACACAAACUGCUAGUAGGCCUAAAAACAUGCAUUUGCUGACUUAUUGGAACAAACUCCCCUCCUUUAAACUGUUAUACAUUUGUCAUCUCUCUGAGAAUGCAUCGACUCCUUCCUAGGAUGCCUUUCACCUAACAUGCCUAUUGUGGCAUAGCUAGUCCCAUUUCAGGGGCCACCUUAGAGGACUGAAGGUUGAGUCUGCUCCUGCUUCAGACUGUCAAGCCUCAUACAGACAAAGCAGUGCCCAAAGUUAGUCUCCGAAAGUUGUCCCCAAAACAGGCAGAGAACGCUAGAAACAAUUUGUCAUUGGAAAUAGGGUUAUGAAUGGUGUGAUCUGGGCACCUGGGUAGCUCACGUGGUAGAGUGCGCACCCAUAUAAAGACGCUCAGACCUGCGGCCCUUUGCUGCAUGUCGUUCCCCCUCUCUCACCCAUUUCAAGUCUAAGCUGUCCUGUUGAAAAUAAAGGCCUAAAAAUGCCCCAAAAAAGAUCUUGUCAUAGAUUCAGAUAAGAUAAUUUGGAGACAACUGACAAACUGUGUAGCAGGUGAAAGGGCAACAGAUUUUCAGUCUGCACACAAAGAGUUACUGUAAGUCAUUAUUUACAUGCUGCAGUGGCUUGAGUCAACCUAUCCGAUAUAUAUCAAGUUGACAAGGAUCGACUAAAUGCAUAAUUAAACAUGGAACUGGCCCACAAUCAACUAACAUUUGGGCGAAAAAAGUCUGCAAUUCUUGCCUCAUUUCGAGGAGCCUUUUAAUUAGGACAGACCUUGUUGAUACAUUAUGACAUAUUUAAUUUGCGGACUUCGAAGGAGGAGGCCCCUAAAAUGGAACACAACAUAUGUCCAGGUGACAGGCGGCCAUUUUGAAAAUGAAGAGAUGUCUGAUUCCCCCAAAAUCACUACCUCUCUGUCUCCAAUUCCCUUUUCCAAAAACUCAUGUUCCCUUCUGUCUCUCUGCAGAAACUCAAAGCAAUAUCCUCUGAGUUUUAAUCAGCUGGGUGUUUUCUCUGACGCCAUUGUUUUACAGUAUGUUCACUCUAAUGUUAGUUUGAGCACCGAGCACAGACAUCUUGACAAAAAUAGGAGACUGCUGCGGAAAUGGAAGAAAACGUGAAGAAAAAGCGCGGAGAGAUCAAACGCUGGGUCGAAACGUACAUGUCCGAACUUUCUCACUGGACUCUUGGAAGCGUUUUCCUCCAGAUCUGGUCUGGAAACCUGCACCUCCUUCUUCCCACACGGCCUUUCCUCUUUCCCCCCAAGUGGAUCACAGUGGGGAAAUGUUGUAAAGUGUCUAUCUAACAAAGAAAAGAGAAUUAUGCAUAGUUGCUGAUACACAGUGCUUUUUUUCUUGUCCUUUUAUUCGUGCACGUUGACUCUCUUUUUACUGUCUGCAUCGUCUCAGCUCAACUUUACUGGGGGAAAAGAAAAUGUUGAUGUGCAGUUUUACAGCUUUGUGUUUGUUUUUCAUUUCAAAAUGCUGCAGUGUAGAACUGGUGCAUACAAGAUUUGCAACUGGGUUUUUUCAAUGAUUGAUCACAUGCUGUUUGGCUUUUUUUUAUGAAUUCUCAUAUUAGCAUCUUCUUGUUUAUACCAUGUGUAUCAGAGCAGCUCGUCAAAGUCUUGCUUCGAUACGCAAAAUAACAGCUUUUGUAAGGUACAUACUCAACAGAAAAUGGCAUAAAUAUAUUCACCAUGUAUGCGUGUAUGAUGAGAUGUUACAACUUCUGCUAGCGACGCCUUCUUUAUAGUAAAGCUAUCUCCUUUUCUCUA